Linum trigynum is the source of this 6022-nucleotide messenger RNA. The record is from the annotation of a GenBank genome assembly. Lineage: Eukaryota; Viridiplantae; Streptophyta; Magnoliopsida; Malpighiales; Linaceae.
CACGAGCCCCGCUGGUGGAGAUCCACCCAUUCAGUCUGCAACAGAUCGUAGUGCGUCGUGAGCUGCGGGUAAGUCCCUACAGAUCACCUUUCACGGUUGGAAGCCCCUCCGGUGGACAACUUCGUGGAAGAGAUCGAUGACUCCUUCCCGGGUGAGCGAUUGCUGGCGAUGACAUUGGUGGACAGCGUGGCCCCUUGGUAUUCUGACUUUGCCAAUUAUCUAGUGGGAAAGCAGUUACCAAAGGGGAUGGCCACUCAUGCAAAGCGCAAGUUCUUCUCCGACCUGAAGCAUUACUUUUGGGAGGAUCCUUACCUCUUCAGGAUCGGAGCAGAUGGCGUGAUCCGGCGCUGUGUCAUGGAGCACGAGAUGGGAGACAUCCUGUCUCAAUGCCACGAGGGACCUACUGGAGGUCACCAUGGAGGGAACCGCACGACGCGGAAGAUGCUACAGUCGGGCUUCUAUUGGCCCUCGCUCUUCAAGGAUGCAGACACCUUCGCACGACAGUGCGACCGCUGCCAAAGGUCAGGUAACAUUUCUUCCCGGGAUGAGAUGCCCCAACAUAUUUCUGUCAUUUGUGAAAUUUUUUAUGUUUGGGGUAUCGAUUUCAUGGGUCCAUUCCCUCCAUCUUUUGGCAAUCUGUACAUACUGGUUGCAGUGGACUACGUCUCGAGGUGGGCAGAUGCUCAAGCCAUGUCCACCAAUGAUGCAAGACGGGUCUGCUCAUUUUUUAAGCAGCUGUUCUCCCGGUUUGGGACACCUCGCGCCAUCAUUAAUGAUAGAGGAACCCAUUUUCAAGGGCAAUUCACUAAACUCCUCUCUCAUUAUGGUGUUAAGCAUCAGGUGUCGGUGGCUUACCAUCCCCAGUCAAAUGGGCAAGCCGAGCUGACGAACCGGGAUCUUAAAAGAAUAAUUGAAAAGACGGUGGAUCAGUCUCGCAAGGAUUGGUCCACCAAGCUCGAUGAUUCUCUCUGGGCAUAUAGGACGGCCUAUAAAAACCCGAUUGGCACGUCCCCCGAUAGGCUUGUCUAUGGGAAGGCGUGUCAUUUGCCAGUAGAGCUAGAGCACAAGGUCUUCUGGUCCCUUAAGCUGCUAAACCUGGAUUUGAGUGUUGCAGGUACUGAACGUAAGUUGCAGCUGCUGGAGUUGGAGGAAUGGCGUUACCACGCCUACGAGAACACCCUUCUCUACAAAGAGCGAACCAAGCGUCUCCACGACGCUCGUUUGAGGGGCCGAAGGAGUUUCAGGUAGGUGAUCAUGUUGGCUCUUUAAUGCACGCCUGAAACUCUUCCCAGGCAAGCUACGUUCGAGGUGGUCGGGACCCUUCAUGGUCACCCACGUAUUCCCGCAUGGGGCGGUGGAGAUCAUCAAUGCUCAAACUGAGCCAUUCAAGGUAAAUGGCCACCUCCUAAAAUUGUAUUUGGGAGGUGCUGUCGAGCGUGCAGAGCUGCUGAUCAAGCUCGAGGACCCUUAGUUCCUCUACUAGCAUCCAGCGAAAAGACGGUAAAGAAGCACUUGUGGGGAGGCAACCCCAACACGGUUUGCAUCUCUGUCCUUUUUUCCUUUUUACUUUUGUCGGUUUUUGAGUCUUUGAGUCUGUCUGGAAAGUAUUUCGUGCCUCGAGCGGUUUGUUUUAAUAUGUGACUGGGUAUUUUUUUCGAGCCGGGGCACGGAUGAGUUUUGGUGGUUUGAAAUCGUGAUUUUGAAAAAAUGCAGAGGUGGGCUCGACAUAAAUAACACGGCCCAGGAACACGACCGUGUUUGUAUUUAGUCCAACCCAUGUUUUUCUUCCUCAUCAGUUCGACUCUCGGCAUAAAAAAUAAUGGCGUGCUCUUUUCGUGUACACGGCCGUGCUCUUCAUGCCUCCUGCCCGUGCUUUGGCUCCAGCUCGACCGAAUGACCUCCAAAUGCCCCGAAUCUCGUGCUUAGCCUUUCCUUCGACGUCUGGGACCUGAAAUAUGACAAAGUAGCACAACCCAGCGUAAAAUGGGCCAAAAUACAUGACUACGAGACGCAAACGGAUAAUAACUAAGGGUGCAAACAUGUGCAAAUACAUCGUUAUCACCGGUCGUCGUAGAACAAGGUCUAACGAUCUCCGGCGAAAUCGAUCAUGGGAAGCGGUUCAACCGGCAGUGCUCAAUCUCUUCACCUUUGCGACAAAGAGCUGGCGUUUCUCAGACCACCCAGGUUUGUUGGUAAAGAGUAUUCUCGUUGGAAGCAUUUGAUGAAACUAUUUCUGCUUUUGGUUGAUCCUAAACUUUGGUUUAUCAUUGAGAAUGGGUUGCUUAAAUUAAAGGAUGAUAACAUGAAAUGGGCUGAGAAUAAUACAGAAAAUUUACAGCUAAAUGCCAAAGCUAUGUAUAUUUUGCUGAGUGUUCUAGAAAUGGAAGAUUAUAAUCGUGCAUCUUGCUGCAAGACUGCGAAAGAAAUAUGGAAAAGUUUACAGGGAACUCAAGAAUUAUCUUCUAGCAAAGAGUACUCAGGUGUGAAGACAAAUAAAGUUAUGAAAAGAAAAGGCAGCCAAGUUGAUUUCGGGUGCUACAAUUGUGGAGAACUAGGCCAUGUGUGAUCUAGCUGUCCGUAUAAAGGUAAGAUUUCAGAAAGAACUAAAGCUGCAACUCGAAGAUGUUUUAUACUUGUCACUGAAAAUCUAAGCGAGAAAGAAGAUCAUUUUGCUCUCAUGGCUAGAGGAGAACCAAACUCCAAGGUAUGUGGUUCUAACUUUUCUAAUUCAAAAGAUGAUUAUUAUGAAUUUGAUGAUAGCUCAUCUAGCUACUCUGAAGUUACAAAAUCAGAACUUGUUGAUGACAUCCUUAGAGUUCAAACUUUGUAUUUAAAACUUGGUGCUAGGUUUAAGAACCUAAAAGAGGAGUUUGAAGAUAAGGUCUUUGAACUGAAAAGAGAGUUAGAGGAACUGAAACAUGAAAAAAUGAUCUUUGAUGACAAAGCAAAAUCUUUUGUUGGCGAAAACUCAGCUCUAAUGGUUGAAUUGGAAAAAUUAAGGAAAGAAAAUGAUAUUGACAAAGGUUCUGAUCUUGCGUCUGAAUUAGAAGCUCUAACGACUAUGAUAGCUUGCUUAGAAGCUGAAAAUGUUUCACUGAGAAGUAAACUAUCCGCUGCAGAAAAUAAAUGCUUGUUACUAGAGUCGGAUAAUGGAAAUCAAGCCAAAAUUUCUGGACUUUCUGGCUUUAUGUCGAUUAGAAACGUUAUAUGUCAUGCGUGCAAUAAACGAGGUCAUACUAGUCGAUAUUGCUUCCUAAACAACAAGAGUGUUUCUGUUUUAAAGAAAUAUAACUUGAGAUGUUCUUGGUGUCACAAAUCAGGACAUAUGAGCAAAUACUGCAGGUUUGGGCAUGAAAAUAAGUGGUUUGAUAAACCAUGUAAGUAUUCUCAUAACAAGGUAUUCAAACUAGUUUGGAUACCCAAAUCACAAUAUUGUUGAUUUUGCAGAAAUUAGUGAGGUGAGAGCAUAGCUUGAGUUAUGGUUUGUAUAUGAAUGUUCUCACCCAACUAUCUUUGAGUUAGCUUAUAUUGUUAAACUUUACUGCAUUUCUUCUCUGGUAUAACCUGACAAUUGAGUGAACAUUACUGCAUUUCACUCUUGAUUAGUAAGCUAUCCUUUCAUCUGAUACAAGCCUUACUCUAAUCCUAGAACAUUUUAUGACUGUGUUUUUCAUCUGAUGAGUGGAAAAUCAUAUCUAUUAAAAUAUGUCUUCAAGAAAGGUAUGGCUAUUUACAAUUACACGGGAAUCAUUGCUAUAUAAAUUGAUGAAAUACAGUUUAUGGUGAGUAAUUUACAUCUUCCAGAUUACUUAGAUGGGUGUUGAGAUGGCACAACCUAAAUGUCUUUUGCUCUGUUUGUAUGCAUGUGAUUAUCAUCAAAGGAUGAACUUAAUAGUGUUCUGUGGUAUGUGGAAAAAAGAACUAUGUGAAUAAUGUUCUGUACUUUGAAUGGACCCAGCACAUGACUGGUUGCAACUAAUGGUAGCUCUCAAUUUGAUGAAGCAUGUUAUAAAGUAACUCUGAUUUAAGAAAAUGUGAAAAUAUGGUUGAUAGCAUAUUGCUUGAUCUGAAUUCAUAGAAAAUCAUAUGGUAUGGCCUGUGUUCAGAGCAUGUUCCUUGUGAAAAUGGAUUUCUCAUAUCAUAUAACACUUUAAUAUGCUGAGAUUCUUCAGCUACUGCAUCAUUGACUUGACAAGGUGGAAGUUGGAACUCCUUGUAAAUAAGAUAUAUGUGCUUAUUGCCCAGCACAGUGUUUAAGAAAAGUUUUCUUUCUAAAAGGGGGAGGGCAUAAUCUCAGGGGAAUCUUGCAAACUCCUAAUACUUGUUCUGGGUUUAAUCACUCAUCAUCUUUAUAUGACAGCUUGCGUUUAGUGCGUGGACACUGCUGUCUUUUUACGGUUAGUUCAUGGUUACUUAUGACCUUGGAUUUUCAUGGUUACUUUAACUGGCUGAACCACAUUGAUAAGAGUAUAUUAAUUGAUGUGGCAAUCUGAAUGCUUUUCCUUUGAUUUUGAAUGAAAUUGCUACAUGAUUAAUGCUCUAGGGAAGUCUGAAGAAACAUGCCAGAGCCAUCUGAUUAUAAUGAGCCUAUGUUUGAAAAUUGAUAAAGCUUGUAUGCAUACAUAGGUAGUAUUUAUUAUAACGUUUUGAACUAACUACAUUGUCAAAAUGCUUAUAUGUUCAAAGGUAGCAUGCUCAAAAGUUAGUACAUUGAAAAUUUGUAUGUGAUCUCAUUAAAAUGUCUCUGCACUCGUAUUUCUCAAAGACCUUGGGAUACCUUCGCCCUUGUGCUUAUCAAAAGUUAGAUAAAGAAGCAGCUGCCACAAAAGCUUUUUAUCCGCAGCUCAAAGCAAAAGCACCAACAGCAAAAUCCCUUGUCCCUCUCACUCGUAUUUUUGCUGGCACCUCUCACAAUGGUCAUAUCCUGGAAGCUAUUUAAGAGCUUCUAAUCCCUCUCUUAACAUUUGGGUUGCUGAUGUGUCCAUGUUUGCUUGUUUACUCUGUAGAUUCAGGAGCUAUAGCUGGGUAAUCUAAGAGUGUUGGGUUCUUCUAGUUUCCUACAAUGGCUUGGGUUAUAGUGAUUUGGAUCUGGAUAGCCGGGUGGGUUAUAGUGAUCGAUAUCUGGGUAACCAAGUAUUGUGAGGGUUCUAGAGUCCUUUUUAGUUUCCUCAUUUUCUUCUUUUCUUUCUUGUUAAAAGCAGAUUGAUUCUGCAGAAUGAUGACGUACUUCAUUCCGAAUCCUUAAUAAAAUUUUCAGUAUCUUUUCCCCGAUUCGAAAGUCUUUAAAGCCCUAUCCUUUGAUUUCACAGAAGCUAUUGCAUAACACGAGUUUGAGUGCUUUGAUAGAGGACCACUUCGGACACUUCCUCGGGUACAAGAGAAGCUGCCAACAAGUCAUAUUCUAUCCAUAGAUAGAUUUCUUCUGUCUACACGAUGAUUUCUACAUCCGGCAUGGCUUCCCCCCCUCUCUCUCUCUCUCUCUCUCUCUCUCUCUCUAUAUAUAUAUAUAUAUAUAUAUAUAUAUAUAUAUAUAUAUAUAUGGAGUAAUCCCCUCUAUCACUUGGGUAUGUAAGAACCAUAGAUUGUAUGUUAGGAAGAGUUGUAUGAACCCUUUGCCAUGAAUGAUUGAUUGAUUUAUAUCUAGUUGAAGUACUUAUUCAGAAUUGCUUGAGUCUUGAUCAAAUUCUAGUGAUUCCUGGUUUGACCUUGAAAGAUAAACUCUGCAUAAGUCAAUAGAGCAUCUUGAAUUGGAGGUAGUGAAUCGGCGACUUUAGUCGAAAAGCCGAUUCACUGCUCUGUACUGGUUUAGAACCCAAUAGAGGGAGUUUGAAUCUUAUUGCCUCAGCUAGUUUACGCCGAUGGAGGUUAGUUGCAUGCCGGGUAUUCAAACUGAGAGGGUCCGGAGCGCUUUAGUCGAGACUCCAGACUGUUAGAAAACUUUGCGUAGUUUAAACAUCAAUCAACUUGACUUAGGUGAAUUACAACUUGGCCUAACUCACUACAAGAAAAUAACUUUUUAGUG